Messenger RNA from Schizosaccharomyces cryophilus OY26, 2789 nucleotides. RefSeq lists its product as uncharacterized. NCBI's taxonomy places the organism in Eukaryota, Fungi, Ascomycota, Schizosaccharomycetes, Schizosaccharomycetales, Schizosaccharomycetaceae. The transcript has a single exon. The record is from RefSeq and is a predicted model, not a curated record. The coding region runs from base 1344 to 2693 and encodes 449 amino acids.
CUCAUUAGCACACUUUUGCAUAUUGAUUCUACUACAUGGUGCAUACCAUCUAAUGUAGCUUUUUGAUUUAAGAGUACCAAUUUACGGUCUUCAUCUUGGUAUACAUGUUUUACUCGCGGUAACUCCAACAAAUCCCUUGAGUCGUCAGUUGUUUACCUUAAUAAGCUAUCCGACGUACUUGCGACAAAUUUUGUUCAAAAUACCCACUUUCUGGGGAAGAACUCGAGCAGCUACGAGAUCAAACGACUUUUUAAAAAGGUUCUUAUCAAUAGCUUUAGAGAAAGGACUCAUUUUAAUCGGAUCUAAGCGUAACUCUCCUUCCAUAAUGUUUUAGUAAUGUUGAAGAGUCCUUGGUAGAAAGCUACUUUCAAUAUCUCAACAGAACUAUAUUAAAUGUCUGCUAAAAAAAACUUCUAAGAGUAUUGCUAUUAUAUCCUAAGAAAAAAAGGACUUUCAUAUAACUAUACUUUCGAGUCCUGAAAUCUCUGCUAGAAUGCUCCAUGCUCUAAUCGUCAGAAGUUUACUAUUUCCACCGUUAAGCGAAAUAUUCCUGCUAUUGCCUUUUCGAUGAUGCAAGGACCAUAAAGACGCGAUGUUCUCAAUGACUCUUCCGUCUGCUAAGAACGAGUUCAAGUUACUUUAAGUACUCGUACUCCCUGUCUUUGAGCAUUAUGAAUUUUAGACGUGAAAUGGCUCCGGUUUUGAAGUGCUGAAAAACUUUGGUUCCAGAAGGAGGAACCGAUUUAACUCUUAUUGAAUGACAUGAGUGCUAGCUAUAGCUUAUAAUCAUCGUACUUUUCAACUAGAGAUUAUUAUUUAUUGCCUAUUCUUUUAUAGGUCUUCCGUCGUUGGUCUUAUUGUUUGUUUACGUUGUGACAUUUUGACAACAAUGGCAGUCAAUUGUUUUUGUUUUGAUUUAUACAUAUAUACUACUUUUCUUCUAAGGUUCGCUCAUCCUUUCCCAUUCACCAUUACUUAUAAUUUAAAGGAAUUCCGUUUUGUGCACUAUAAAUUUCUACAUCAAAGAACUUGUUAACAUCAAGGUGUUUGUAGAUCUUUAUUUGUUUUGAUUUUUGAUUAUCAAUCUUCACACAGUAAGUACUUAAACAAUUGAAGAUUUACCUUUGUGAAAGUCUUGAAAGUGGUUUACUUUAUCACUAUUGUGUCAAUAUUCUAAAAAGUGUGAUUGAAUUAUAAUUAAUACGAUUCCCUUCAGAAUUGCACUUUCAUUUCUAUCUUUCUUACUUUUUUGAGUUUGUCUUUUGCUCCUGGAAGGAAAGUUUUUAUUUUUACUACCAGCCUGAUUUUUGUCCCUUAAAGAAAGUUGUUUUGAAUCGUUCAUAAUGUUGGGUGACAUUUAUGGAAACAGACUUUUUUCUCAGAACCUUUUGUCUUAUUCAGACAUUGCUUCAUCUACUCAUUCAUCUCUGACUAGUUCACCCAUUAAACAGUUUCUUCAUCAACUGUGGAAGGUUGUUACUGUUAAAGGUUCAAAAACGGUCGAGGAACCAGAAUUUCCUGAUCAGCCGGUUCAAAACAUUAACGUUGAAAUUCAUAAUGUCGACCGGUUCUAUCCAUUGAGAUAUAUAUCUUCCAUUACAGAACCGAUGAGGAAGAGAUAUGAGGAACCUACAGACAUUACAAGUUCUGAUCUUCUAUUCAAUCCUUUUAGUCAUGGUUUAUCGUCUAUUGUGUUCAGCUAUAAAAAAUCCACUUAUUUAAAGUUAGGUGCUUCCGAUAAUUACAAUGAUAUGUUUGAAGAUGCACAGAUUUACAAGUAUGGUCUCUGCAUGAAACGCGCACGCAGUAAUAUUUUACUGGCAAUGAAUUACUCUUCCAAAAUAUAUCUGAAACUAUCUGAUUAUUUCAAGCAUGGAAAAGCUCCUUUAUCGGUCCUUGUGCACCAUGUGAUGCUAUAUGAAUACUAUCCUGAGGAAUUUCAAGAUGUACUAUGGUCGGCUACGCAGUUUCAUGUCAUGCAUCAAGUACGACUGAAUCGUGCAAGUUUACUUCAGGCGAGGGCCUGUUACCAAAAGUUAGGGGACAUUCGUAUGUACUUUAUAGAUCCUGCGGAUAUGUAUGUUCCGCCAGAUUCUUUGAAUUGGUUAAUUAUCUGCACCAAAGAUUUCCAGGGUCUAAUUCAAUUAAAACGUACUAUGGAUGCAAAAAAACUAUUUCAAAGAAGGUCCAAGCACUUGACUUUAGCGCAGUUUGCAACUUCGAGCUCUGACCUGAGUUGGCUAUGUAUGAUGUUGAGCAUAGGACGAAAUGCUCGUGCAUUGCCAAUACAUGGAUAUCUGAGCGCAAAAAAAGUUUUAUAUCCAAGUAUCAUACCUGAUAAUGUUUUUUGCAUGAGGCAAGUGGAUUCUGUUUUAUUCAAAGAGAUUCAUAGCAUUCAUCAAUUUUUAGAAUUUCAAGGGCGCUUGUUUAUGGACCUCCAAGAUUGUCAAACAUUCCACAGAGAAUACGAGAUUUAUCAUUGUUAUCGAACAGGAAAACCGUUAUAUGAGAGUUACGAAGAAAAAGCCAGAGGCGAUGACCCUUUUGUUAUGAGAAGUUAUCCAAAGAUGAAUUUUGAAGUAUCGAUCAACUCUAACAAGGACAUAAUUGAAAAAUAUAAGCAAGUUUUUGAGUAUAAAAGAAACUCUCUCCUCAGGCCUGUCCUUGUUGGAAAUGGACAGAAAGCAUCAUAAAUUUACUAAUGCAUUUUGGUUAUCAUACAUAAUAUAAAAAUAGUUUCCAGGCAGCAACGUUGAUGAAUGCGUUUAAGCCUAAUUACGAUGUUUAUG